CGUUCAUAUUUAGUUUAUGGUAGUGACUAGUGCUCGUUAAAAUGGUAUUUGUCAGAAUAGUUUAUAUUCGCGCAACGAACAUCAUUAAUACCAACGGCCAACGUCUAUGGCGCUUUCUUUGACUUGUAAUUGUGAAUAAGCAAUCGGAUGUUUGGGCUUUUGCUGUUCUCUCAAAUCAAUUUGAAGUUAUUUAGUAGUAACAUUCACUUGCUUUUUCUGGCAUUAGAAACAAUCCUAGAUUCGCCAGUGCAUUUGACUUUCAGCUCAGAGUUGAGUAAAUUAUUUAUUGGUGAUUUACGGCCAAAGAGAUAUUUACACAAAUUCAAAGCUGUCUCGGAAACUCUGUUAAAUAUUUUAGUAUUUCAGCUGCAGAAUUAGUUUUAUAUCUGCUCACCUUAUACACCUUUAAUUUAGAUCAAAUUCCACCUCAACCAUAAUUUAGCAGUUUGUGGAAAUGUUACGUCGGAGAAAACCUUUCGCUGUUACUAUAUUGUGCUUAUUGGCCACCGUUAUAUCCUUGUCUAUGUUUUUUCUCCAGCGCCCAUCGAAUUCCGAAGAUCAUCAUUUUUCCAAUCCAAGAAGUAGAGUUGCAGCUAAGCCGACAAAAGUGACCGUCAAACCCGUCCUCACAGCAAUUGAGAAGCUAGAAGGAUCCGCUUUGAAACCAGAGGAAAAACAAAAAAUUCGGCUGAAAAAACUAAACAAAUUCUGUGCGUUACAUCCUCAAUUAUCAAACACAGAUAGAGAUAAGUUACUUCAAUUUCAUUUCCGCAAAAAUGGAAAAUUCUACAGUGUUUUACCCGAGUAUAAAUUCUACGAAUGCCGAGUGGCAAAAACAGGAACGACAAUGCGCUCUUUCGUAUGGUGGGCGGCGUUUCACGGGGGCAAAAAUAUCCACGAGCAGCCCUAUUAUCACCCAAUUGUAGAUCCUGAUGUGAAAAAAAUGGACAAGAUGACCCUGCCUGAACUUCAAAAGGUUAUCACUUCAUUCACAGGGUCAAUUUUUGUCAGAGAGCCGAUUAUGAAAAUUAUUUCAGCCUAUUUUAACAAGUUUUGCGAUCCGAACCAAAAAUGGUUCUUUAAAAAGAGAUUUAAAAUUACCAACACAAUCGGAACUCCAAGUUUGGGUGAAAUUUUACGAAAACUGGCGAGUGAUGAAGACUUAGACGUGUAUAAACACGACGAUGACCACUUUACGAGCUACUUCGAUUAUUGCAAUCCGUGCCUGUCAAACUACUCCUUCAUCGGACGCUUUGAAAACUUAAAAUCAGACCUCAAUUAUUUGAUUUAUAAUAAAACGAACUUACACGAAGGUUUGAGUUACAGUGCGGAUACAGCGCCUAUAAGUCCGAAGUUCACGGAGUGUCCAUUUAUGAUGGACCACCCUAACGCUUUUAUAGAUGUAAAUUUAAACGAUGUGAAGAAACUGGCAAAAAAACUGAAGUUUGAAUACGAGGCAUUUGGAUAUGACCCGGCUGAUGUUAUAAAAUAUGUCGAGAAGAGAAUUCAAAUUAGUCAGCAGAACUUCUGAAUUGUUUUGUGUUAACAAUACAUUCGACAGCACUGGCUUUUCCAAUUAUAUAAUUGUUAUUAUUUUUUUGUGGAUUUUUAAUUAUCACACUAGCUGGAGCAAGUUAUA
Messenger RNA from Symsagittifera roscoffensis, 1639 nucleotides. RefSeq names its product carbohydrate sulfotransferase 11-like. Gene Ontology annotation, molecular function: sulfotransferase activity. The record is from RefSeq and is a predicted model, not a curated record. Lineage: Eukaryota; Metazoa; Xenacoelomorpha; Acoela; Convolutidae. Gene Ontology annotation, cellular component: membrane. The transcript has 2 exons. Gene Ontology annotation, biological process: carbohydrate biosynthetic process. The coding region runs from base 455 to 1531 and encodes 358 amino acids.